UAUUAAAAUAGCUGUUAUCCCAUGAAAAGUUUAAACAGAGAGAGAGAGAGAGAGGAGUAGUCCUGUGCUUCCAGAACAAGAAAAAAAUCUCUGUUCCCAGAGAUAAAGAUGAAUUUAGAAACAGAUAAUGAAAACUUACCUUUAAACAACUCAUCUUUAAAACCGUACUGUUGAGAGCUUUGUAACAAGCUGGCUCCAAGCUAAAGCUCACAGUGAGAUUAAUUUGACCAAGAUAGAAAAUGAGGGAGUUGCCAUUCUAAUUAAACUGUGUCCUUGGCCCACGGAUGAAGUAAUGCACAAGCACAGGUGGCGGACCGGCAUAGCCUGGGAAAGUGUGAUAGUUAUACCAAAAACAGCACGUAGUUAGCUGAUAGCUAGUUAGCCAAUGGUGAGCUGGGAUUUUGCACUAUGCAUGAGCUAAUUAAAAGGUGUAUAAUAAUCGGUGAUUCGGGAAUAAAGACGAGACUUGUCGAUCAUCAUAUGGUGAGCAAGUCUUCCUUCUCCAUCAAAUGGCUGACCCCGACGUCGACGACUACAGACGGACACGGCUGCCACGGAUGGGGAAGUAGGAGCGGGUCCUUCUGAAGCAAGGGGGGGGACGGAAAACGAACCACUGCGUUCGCGGCCCUAGGAGCCAUAUAGUUGGUUAUAGCCUACGUGCUGCCGAAGUCUGUAAGCCUUGCAACAGCGCUGAUUAGAAAUGGAAAGGCAAGCAGCAUAUGAUUUAUUUAUUUGCUUUUUAAGAAAGCAGCAGAUUAAGGACAUAGACUUGCAGAAAGAGUUCCCACAGUUGUUGGCUUCCGGUUGUGCACAAGGACUUUCUCAAGAUCCUUGUACACUACAUGAGUUAACAGAGUGGCGUAAGUUCGGGACCAGGAGGGCGGUUACGCGCGCCGCGGGAGAGCCCGGGGCAGACGUGGCGGCGAAAACGCGUAUGGUAGCGGCGGUGCCAGCGGUGCGGCGGCGGAGCGGACCGAGCGCUGCGGUGGCGGCGUGCUCGGUGCCGGCGGUGGUUACGCGCACCGCGGGUCCAGUGACACGCACGGUGACAAAAACUCGCACGGCAGCUGUCCGUGGGGAAAGCGCACAGAUCGCGAGGGGGGUGCCGGCCAGGGCCAAGCCAGCCAAAGCGAGACGCGGCAGCCGAAUACGCGGCAGCACUAAGCGCAGUGCCGGUGCUAGCGGCGGCGGACGCGCACCAGUAACGCAAAACCCGAAAGCUGGAGCUGGGAGGGCUUUUUCGCUUUUUGCAAGCGCACAAAAGCACCAGCGGUGUGGGACAUGCUCCCGCUGGCUGCGGCUGUUGGCGCAGAGCCAGGGGGAACCAGCCCGAGCGAAAAUCCAGGCAGAGCGGAGCCCAAAGGAGAUCGGGGCUGCGCGGGUUCGGGCGAGAGCAUUCCUUUCCACACCCCCGGGAUAGCGCAGAAUAAAGCGGUGCUGGAGCAGGCGGAGACGGGCGCGAGCAGACAUUCCUCAAGCACCGCCCUGUCACAGCUGCCCGGCAACCAGCCCAUCGCAACAAUUCAAACAAGUGUCUGAGAAAAAACAGGUCAGGAAUUUCCUUCAAGAUCAGGAUAGAAAACUUCUGAAAAUUCACACAGUACUUCAUCCAGAUGUUAUACGGGGCAUUUCACCCAACUGUUCCACAGACUUUACAGUUUGUUUACCAGUUUUUUUUUGUAAAUGUGUUUGCUUUUUGAAAAGUGAUUGAGUAUUUAGGUUUGAUGGCUUUAAGUUUGAUGACUUUAUUACCUUUCCCUUGCCUGAGGCGAGAACAACCUUUUAGGGGGGCAGAGUCUAAGUAAACUUCCUAGUUUCUGUUUGGACUACAUAUGAGAAGAUUUAAACUGUAAUAUUUCUGUAUACUAUGGGCUUUAUAGUCUUUGCUCUCUUCUAUUCAUUAAGAGAUGGCAUUAGAUAAAUGGAUGUAAAUGUGCUAAUUAUUUUGUACUAUCCUUAUUUUAAGUGAAAUUAUUUGUGUUUAAAAUUAUCUGUCAUCUUUCUCAGUUUUGUUUUAAAAUAUUUAUCCAAGAUUCAAAGUUUUAAGAAUUAUUUAUAUUAAGUUUAUAAUCUUUGUUAUUUCCAGUUUUUGUAAGUAAUGCUGAUAAAUGGUGAUUGUUGGUAAUACUAAAUGAAUACUUUGAAAAGGUUGUCUUAACCCCUUCAAGCACUUUUUGUUAGGGAGUUUUCAGAUUUUUGUGGCGUUUGCAGCUAACUUUCAUGUGUUUUUCUAUUUUUUUGUGUGAUCACCUGCAAGACACGUGUCUCUUUAAGAUCCUGUCUUUUUAUUUCCUAACUAUUUAGAUGUUUUUGAGGGUUUUUAUCCAAAUUGCCAGUUUUGUAGUUCUUUUAAUUAUUAUUACAGGAAUACUCCAGCAGAGAAUUCAAGAAGUUUGCUGUGUUUGGAAAAUCUCUGUCUUGACAGAAACUUCAGAAGGAUUCAAUUAUUUGCUGGUUUGAUUAGUUUGUAACCCUAAGGUUUCUUGUUUACAACAGUUGUUUUUAAAAGUCCUGUUUAAAAAGUAUGUUAAGUGACACUCACCAAUUAGAGUUUGAGCUCUGGCCAAGUUCUAACUCUAUUUGGAUGGAGUGACUGACAAUCAACCCAGAAGUUUUCUGCAUCAAAAAGUAUUCAAGUCCUUUUGACUUGGCAAUUUGACCAUCUAUGACGGCUGAGACAUUUUCAGAGGUGAUUUGGAGAAACAUGAAUCCGGACAUGAUUUCUCCAAUUCUCUGUCAUUUUAAAGUUUGUCAGCUGUCGCAGACUCUGGGAUAAGAGUUCAGUGUUAUAGUGUUUAGUAAUUUUCUGAUUUUGUAUGUGUUGUUGAUUGUGUGUAUUAUCUAAAUUAAUUCCUAAUUACUCUUAACAUUUCUUUAUGUACCAUUGCAAAAUGAAACCAGGACCCAUUCUUCACCUCCAGGAUUUUGAGAAGAUUCUUCAGUCCUGCAGGGAUGUGGGAUUUGUUUGUGUUUUAACAGGUGCCCUGUCUCAGCUUGAAAAGAAAACGGGGGAGCUCAGGGUAUUGGAGUGGCUCUCUCCACCACUACAGCAACAGAGAACUGUGAGACUGAAAAUUGAAAUUAUUGCAUCCCUCAUAAAGAAAGGACGUUUUAGGGCAAUCCAAGUUACAGGAGCAGAGCCUUCCACAAUACGAUUGCCCAUCAAAAAGGACACGCUUGACUGGUAUUUGGUGAACUCUGGGGAGCUCCAGGAAGCCUUUUAGGAGCUGGAGCUGUCGUGGAGACUGGGAAACUGCAUCCUAGUCCCCUCCAGUGGAUGACAGAAUGGGACUGGAUAACAAAGCCCAUUCGGAGUCUGUCACCAUUAAGGGGGGCUAUCACGGCCUUUACGGACGCUGGUAAAAAGUCCAGGAGAGCAGCUGUGACAUGGAAAAAGCAAGGACAGUGGCGACAACAUUUGUUGGAUGCAGAUGCCAGGGACAGUCUACAGACAUUGGAACUUUUAGCUGUAGUAUGGGCAAUGAUGAAUUUAAAAGGUCCUUUGAAUAUUGUGACUGACUCCCUUUAUGUAGCAGGAGUAGCUGCCAGGGUACUAUACUGGGGGAGGGGAUAUCUUUGUGUUUCCUCUCCAACAGGACCCUUGUGGAUCCCUGCGAAGUGGACUCGAGCUGAUGUUGAGGACCGUCGCAGCCUUGUCGCCGGAGGACAAAGAGAGGGUGCACAACAAACUGACGCUGAUAUUGCGACCCUAUUUGCAACGCCUCCAGCCCUACUCUAACGACGCGCGACGUGCCUGUGUUCAUCUUCCUGACGAUUGGAUCGAGUGGUGUCAGGACCUUACGGUAGAAGUAAAAGCCCCUCAAUCACAGCCAUGCUUGGACUGUGGGGACAAUAAAUGCGCUGCAUAGAUCGCGCUAGACUGUAGAGGCUGUAAUAAGGUGUUUUGGUUGGAGCAAUCGACCGUUCGGCAAAACUGGUGCCCAAGCUGCCGAUUCUCCUGGAACUUGCAGAACUCGUGGCAGCGAGCACUAAGGGAUUUUACAGGGCUUGAUUUGGGAGGAUCGUUAGGCUUAUAUGAAGCCCCGGAGCAAAUUAUCUUGGCAUAUGUUACUUGGCAACUUAAGACCUUGUGUGAGCGAGUAGAAAAGCAAGCGCGUACUCACAUAAUAGCUUCGCGCUGUCGAAAGCUUGUGCCCCUCACACAGACAUCCACUGUUGGACCGAUUAAAAAAGACUGUGGGGUUGAGGAGGCACUAGAUGACUGCAUCAAGCAACUUAAGUCCUGUUCUCUUCACUCCCGAGGGACUGCCAAAUAGGGCAACCCACAUUCUGGAGCGAGCUGAAACAGGUAGUAGUAGCCACACUUUUACCUGGAGGGGCAGCUAAUAAGGCCAUGAAUUUGGCCAAGCAAUUAGGCUGCUGGGCCAAAGACGAACUGAACGCCACCUCCCAGGUAUUGGACAUGCUGUUUUAAGAUGUACAAAGUGUAAAUCAUGCAGUAUUGCAGAAUAGAGCAGCAAUCGAUUUCUUAUUAUUAGCUCAAGGCCAUGGUUGUGAAGAAUUUGAGAGUAUGUGUUGUAUGAAUUUAUCAGAUCAUUCUGUAUCAAUAUGCUAUAGAAAUAUUGUGUGAUAGUAUUGCUAAUGCUUGUAUUACCAUGCUUGCUUAAUUGCAUACAAAGAAUGGUGAGUCAGAUGAUGGAAAGGGCUUGGAAAACAACACUUCUAGCCCAAAAAGAAAACAGGGGAAAUGUUGAGAGCUUUGUAACAAGCUGGCUCCGAGCUAAAGCUCACAGUGAGAUUAAUUUGACCAAGAUAGAAAAUGAGGGAGUUGCCAUUCUAAUUAAACUGUGUCCUUGGCCCACGGAUGAAGUAAUGCACAAGCACAGGUGGCGGACCGGCAUAGCCUGGGAAAGUGUGAUAGUUAUACCAAAAACAGCACGUAGUUAGCUGAUAGCUAGUUAGCCAAUGGUGAGCUGGGAUUUUGCACUAUGCAUGAGCUAAUUAAAAGGUGUAUAAUAAUCGGUGAUUCGGGAAUAAAGACGAGACUUGUCGAUCAUCAUAUGGUGAGCAAGUCUUCCUUCUCCAUCACCAUACCCCAUAAGUCAACAUAGCCCAUCAACAAGCUAUAAGAAGGUUUGUAGAAAUGGGAAAGAUUUCACAAUAGCAGAGUUCCCUGGGUGGCUGCUAUUCAUAAUGAAAUUGAGAACCACAAAAAAACUAUUUUUCCUCUUGUGGAGAAGUCUCCAUAACCUUAACAAAAAAGACUUCUCUCCCUCAAUAAACUAAAAAUAGACUAUUUUAGAAGUAGUAAACUGACUAGAAAUCUUAAGUGUAGUUUCUUUACAUUGUCAGUGAGAAAGAAAGAAAAAGUUGUAGGGGGAAGAGAAGUGUUCUAGAAGGUUUGUUUGGAUUCUUACUACUUUUUUUUCCUUCUACUUACUUUUAAUAAAAUCUUCUUUAUACCCUUUAAAAGUUUUAAGCCUACUUUGCCUUUCUCUUAAUCCUAUCUCACAACAAAAAGUAAGUAUAUUAGUGAUUAGCCAACACCAAACCCACCACACCAGUAAAUGGUUUAUAUCUUCAGAGCUGAAUGAAACAUGGAAAAAUCUAUUAUAUUCUCUUUGCUGACUGAUGGACAAGCAUGACAAAUUUGCCUUGAACAUUAAUAUGACCAGCUCUAGUGGGAAGCUUAAUUUGGAUUCUAGGCAAUUUGAUGAUGCUAAGGGAUUGUUUAUAUUUAGAUAAUUGCAUGACCUUUCAGAUAAAAAAAAAAUAUUAGAUUUUGUAGUGAUUUUUCCUUCCUCUCAUGUUUUCCCAUUUUAUUCAGUUGAAAACAAGUGCCAUAUCUCUUUUGAGAAAGAUUGAAUGACAUGCCACUCAUAAAAUCAUUUUAGACAAAACAUUUAUUAAAUCAAUGAACAGUUAACAGGUUCUGACUUCUCCCAUUCCCAACAUUUGUUGAAGAGCAGGCAUGUCAAAGGCAUACUUCAGAAUAGCCUGAUGCACAGAAACAAGAGGGGAAUAAUCUUUCACUUCAUAAUUCCCUCUGUUGUCCUUAGUGGGAACCUGUAGAGGGAUUUCAUGGCAGGCCUCAGUGCUGUCACGUGUGGUGAUUCACCAUCUUAGAUUUUUGUUUUUCUUGUACAAGGGAUCAGACUCUACUGCCAAAGAGGCAAACUUAAUGCUUAAUACCUGGUUUUGCACUUCAAUAUCAGUUCCUGGAUAUGAGUUUGAGGUUGGUUUGGUUUUUUGUGAUUGUAUAUUUCUACCCCCUUAAAAAUUGCAUGCUCUCACCUUCCCUGUUGUAAGUUAUUGUCUUUCAUGCAAAUGUGACAAACAUUUAUAGCAAGGUGCUUGAAACAAACUAAAAAUACAAUGUCCUUCUAAAUUCCAAAUAUUUCAUGUUAUGAAUUGGAUUAAAGGUACACUAUUCAACUUGUAUGCCACAGCAUCAUCUAGCCUCUAUUCAGAAGCUACCACUAUGUCAGGAGAUAUGGAGACAUAGCUCUAAAAAGAGCAAGCUGCAGCUGACAGGGAGUGAAUGAUUACAUAGAGAACAAAUAGAUUACUUUUUUCCUAUUUCGAGAAUAUCGUUCAGAGGGCAGUUGAAACACACCUAAUGACAUGUCUUUGUACAUUGCUUUCACUAGGAAAAAAAAAAUCCUUUUAAACUGUCAUGCAAGUAUAAGUCCUUGGCAUCUCCUAAAGUUCUGAGGGUCUCUGAAGAAGAUUCUGCUCAAAAUUCAUGGAAUGUGGAAAGUCUGUGACUAGACUGAGUCAGGCUGGACUCUCCAGUCAAAUCAAAAUUCCUAGGAGCAGCUGUCAUCUUGUAACAGAAGCCUACUGAAAAAUCACAUUGAACACUUGACUCUGCAGUUGCAUAUAGCCAUAUAAUUUGAUUCACAGGAUUUGGUUCAAAGCAGCAGCCUUCACAUUAGCAAAGAAGUGUCCCUGUAGAAAGUUCAUUACUGGACAAAAGACAAGCUUACUCUAUCUGUUCUGAAGAAUGUUCUUUGAUUCUGUAGCUGAACUUUUGUGAGUGCUGCUAUUCUGCAAAAAACGAAGGUAGCUGUAGUUUAUGGUAAAUUACUGGCUGAUUUCCCUAAAACAUGAAAUGCUUAAAUAUAAAAAGGGAUUAAUAAGUGUUAUUUUAACUAGAUAACUGAAAAAAAAUUGAUCAGUUUUGCAAUGUUGCCUAAUAUCUCUCAGAUAUUGGAGUUUCAUGAUUCAUCACCCUUUUAUAUUUUUAUGGAUAGCUGAUAUAAAAGAGUCAUUAGUUUUAUAUCCUGGUAUAGCACAGAUUUGUACACAUGCACAGGUAUUUUAAUAUUCAGAAAUACAAAACAUUUGCAAAUUUUUUUUUUAAUGAACUCCCCAUAUCUCAAAGAAUAAAACUGGUAAUUUCCAUUUUAUAAUUAAUGCUAGUGUUGCCAGAAUGAUUUUUGCUUUUAUAAUUCCUUUUAGAUUUGUAUAUAUAUAUAUAUUCAUAGCUCUGUAGGUUAUUGUUGUACAGUUAUAUAGUUCCUAGCUCACUCCAGUACUUUUCCCUACCCCUAUAGGCAGAAAGACAAAACACAUUCCAGAGGCUCCAAAUCCCCGGGGGGUCCAAGGCCCCUAUCCUAUCUUGGUUCUUCCUGGGAGCCACGGUUGAAACCAGCUCUUCAAGACACAUUUCCAUAAACAAAGUUUCGUUCCUAUAUAAAGGGGGGCUACAGAAGAGGUAGAACCAAAAGCGGGGAAUUAUUCAUCACUUAUGCUUCUAAUUGGGGAUUCUUGUCAAUUAUGCUAAUCUGCCAAGCUUAUAAAACUGUAUUCACCUCAUGUGGGUUGGGCAUUGUGGAUGCCAUUGGAGAGAGAGAGAAACGGCAAGCGUUUCUCACAGUUGCUCGUGAGAACUUUUAGGGAGUUGUAAGGAUGUAAUAACUUGUUAAGUAUAAACAAUCUGCAGGUGGUGUUUUUCUACUUCAUCUUUCUGUUCUUCUCAAGGACAGUGUGUGAGAAAGGUGUUUUUGUUAAGUAGCAAAUCAAAUAGAACGUAUCGCAUCACUCUAUAUAAACCGCACGGUUCUCUUGAAUAAAGCCUUCUUUUACUCUUUCUACAAUACUGCCUCUCGCCUGUUCCUGUGUCAUUCUCAGCGCAAGAGUGACAUCUGGUAACUCGACGUGUGUACUGCACCGCUCGUCCUUCGUGGAGUGCGGCGGAUGCCCGGGACCCCCGCCAGACCUCUGCCGGGGCGUAUGGCGCCCGCGCAGCUUGCCCGCGUUCGGACACCCUUUGUUUCACCAUAGAGGUAACGCCCUUUCCCCGCGCCCUUCUCAUUGGGCUUGGUCUGUGGGACCGCCCUGAUAAUUGGGACCUGCAGGCAGGGACGGACUCCUCAGAACGUGGACGUGGACAGUUUGUGAAUUGCUGGGGCUGGGUGCCGGUGUUUCCAUGAUGGGGGAUCGAGAUGAGGAGGAGAACAGAGUUUUUUCUGUGUGGAGGCACCUCCUUUCCUUUGGGAGGUUUCUCGGUGUCUGAUGCCUCGUUGAUUGACCUGCUUGUAUGGGCCAGGAUUCAUGAGUUCCCGAUGGGCACGGCCACUGCUUUUGACCUGGGCCGGUGUCAGGAGCUGUGUGGUCUGCUUGCUGAGGAAUUUUAUAGAGGGGAUGAUGCUGUGCCCCCGCUCAUGGCUAUGUGCGACUACCUGUGGGCAGCCCUCCGGGACCGGGAGGGUGGUUCAGAGAUUGGCAGUUUGAGGGGCGGGUCACGGCUCGCCAUCUGUGCAGGGUUCAGCCCCCCCCCCGUCCCCGGUGGGUUGGCUCUCCCCCUCGUUGGGGGGUGGGGCUGGGGAUUCGCUGCAACAGAAGUUACGUGUUUCCCCGCCCCUGCUGCCGAAGAACCGGGGUUCUCCCAGCCGACAGAAGCCCCGCCUUUCCCCACCCCCCCCGCCUUUUGGGGGUCAGCAUUCUCCCAGACCACGGGGCUGCAGUUUCUGACCCAACAGCCCCCCGCCAAACUGCAAGAGGGGGUGGGGUCGGCUUCCGCCUCGGUGGUUGCGAAGACACCGCAGAUUGCUCCACCAGCUUCCUCGUUGUCAGCCAUGGAGCCUGUGCAGUUGCACUGGCCACGCCGAUCGUCGAUGCUAGUCGGCGGCAGCCCGCUCCAGCCAGUGUUGUGUUCCCAGCCAGUUUUCUCUUCCUUCUCUAUGGCGCCUGCGCAGAUGGCAACGGCUGUGACUGUGGCUCCGGCACCAUCUCUCCGAAUGGUAAAUCAUCCAGCAGAGGUAGUGCCUCUUCCUCAUUCCAGCGCGGCGGCCACUUCGGGUGACUUAGUCUUUUACACCUCUGCCAGGGCAGCAUGCGGUGGUGAUGGUGCCAUCGGCUGCAGCUGCGCCACUGGCUGCCCUGUCUCUGGCCACGGCAGUGCCGGUGGCUGGUCCGCCUGUGUCCCAGCCUGUGACUGUCCCUUCGGGUUCGCAGCUCACAGUUGGCUUUUCGGAUCCGGACCCUUUUGUUAACGUGCCACCCCAUCACCCGCUGGGCGCCCUCCCCAUUCCUAGGUGGAGACUCGGACAGCAAUGAUGACCAGUGGCCAGUCCCCCGGCAAGGGCAUGCCGUGGUGGGUGAGUGCCGGAAGCAGCAGGCGGAUGCGACGUCUGCUCAUCACCUCUGGACACUGACUCCCUGUAGGGUGACUGUGCGCCCUAACAAUCCCAGCAGCUUUUGGGACACGGUUAAAGUGAGGGUUUCAGAGGCUGAGGAUGAGGGUCUGUUGGGAGGGUGGGAAGGUCACGGUUGGCAGCCGGUGAUGGCACGCCCGCCUUGACGGGAGAGGCUCUGGGGGCAUGGGGGAGCCAGGUCCUGCCCCAUGGCAGCGUGCAGGCUCAUCCUGUGUUCAAGGCUAUUCCGAAUUCAGGACACACUGACAGGGUGAUUGCCCGGUGGGUUAUUCAGGAAUUGUGGGGCGAGGUUGUGAAACAUGGCCUUGGCUCAGAGGAGGUCGUGCAGACUCUCCAGGUGAUAGCCACUGAUCUGCUCUGUCAGUUUGACAUCAGGCAUCUUGCUCAGGCACUUUUCCAGCCUCUGCAAUUUGCGAUGUUCUUGAUGUUCUGGUCAGAGGAUGCUGUGAAGGUUGCAGCAAGCAACAGGCUUCUGCCUCCAGAGGAUCCUAGGCAUGGUGUGGGAGUGGAUGCUCUCCUCAGGGAAGAGUACCUACUCCCAUCCUGAUUUUUCAGGCUACCUGGGAUGUUGUUCUCGAGCAGUGUCAGAAUUUGGGGUUUGCUGCAUUGGUGAAGACCACUGAGGCAGCCUCCCCCAGGCCCAUUUCACUGCAAUAAGGCAGCAGCUGGGUGAGCCUUUCAUGCCGUUUGUCGAGAGGCUUAUUGCUGCCUUGGAGAAGCAGAUGGAAGAGCCUGGACUCAGGGAGCCCCUUUUGAAAUGCUUGGCUUGAAACAAUUUGAACACUGAAUGCCAGAGGAUCAUAAAGUCUCUUCCAGGGGAUCCUUCAGUGGUGGACACAGCCAGGGCGUGUGCUAGGAUGAGUGGGAUGGAUCUCGAGGUAUCCGCUCUGGCAGUUACUGAGCAGUCAGGGGGCAGAUACAAGAAGAAGAACAAGAAUAAGGGCAAAAAACAGCAGGGUGCACCCAAGCCGGCAGAUGCAGGUGCUGAAUUCUUGUGCGCUAGGUGCCUUAAAGCAGGUCACCUUGCCAGCCAAUGCAGGUCGAAAUUUGGCACAAGUGGCCGGCCUUUGGCAGGCCCAGGAAACCGGAAGAAGAGGCCAAAGAGGAAUUGUGCCCCAACAAAAUUAUUCCUCAGAGCCCGGCACCAACCCAGGUUUGCCCAUCCGGCUCGGAGACAUCACCCACGACUCCGCCGGCGUGGAUGUAUGUACCGCCGGCGCAGUCAUCCUAGACUCCGGUAGUGAGCAUAGGGUUCCCUUGAAUGUCCUCAGACCUCUGGAAUGAGGUCUGGGUGUGUUGCUGGUGGAGAGAUCUAAUGUCACCCACCAAGGGAUCUUUGUUCACCCAGGAGUUGUUGACCCUGCCUUUGCAGGUCUGAUUUAUACCACUGUUUUCACGCCCUCUCCCCCGUUACUAUUCUGGCAAGGACUCGGAUUGCUCACCUUGUGUUUUUUCAGUUGUGUGUCCCCAGGACUGACCCACAGACUCGUGGGACUGGUGGCUUCAGAUCCAAAGGACUGCCACGAGCCCUCUGGUCUGCGACCAUUUCCGCUCAGCCACCGCAGAUGGUGUACCCUGACCCUGCCGGAUGCCUGCCUGCCGAUGAUUGAUCUGCAAGAUUUUCACCCUACGGGUACCAUUGGCCAGUGGAGUGACAAGUGGUCUGAUGCCUUGCAUGUUUUGGAAUGGGUCUUUUUGCCCCACCAGCUGAAGAAGACAGCGCCCUCAUUAUACGAGCUAAUUGCUCAUUUGAUAAUCAAAUGCCGUCAGAGGUUUUUGCAACUGAUGGCUGCCGAUCCUGUGGCGAUCAUUCUUCCUGUGGAGCGGGAGGAUUUUGAAUGGACUCUUGCUAUUAGCGCUUCUUUGCAAAGUGCACUGGAAAACUUUUCUGGGCAGAUUGCUUAUCAUAUGCCCAGUCAUAAGUUGCUGCAGCUGGCAAAGAAAACGGGGUUGUCAUUGCGGCCAAAGAGCAGCCAGGCGCCGGUGCAAGGGCCCACUGUCUUCACUGACGGCUCUGGAAAAACAGGGAAGGCCAUCCUGGAAGGAUGAAUCUGGAUGGCAAACACUGGAGGGCCAUGUGUCAGGCUCAGCCCAACUAGUUGAACUGAAGGCCGUUGCCAUGGCAUUCCAGGAAUUUUCCCAGGUGCCUCUGAAUGUGGUGACUGAUUCCGCCUAUGUAGCAGACAUGGCCAGGCAUUUGGACUGUUCACUUCUGAGGGAAGUCAGUAAUGCGGCUUCAUUUCAGUUAUUGAAAGCCUUGUGGAGUGCAAUUCAGGCCCAGGUCCAUCCAUAUUAUGUCUUGCACAUUCAGAGCCAAACCAAUUUGCUGGGUUUCAUAGCAGAAGGUAAUGCCAGGGCUGACAGGUUGGCUAACCCUGUAUGGGUAGCACCUCAGCCUGACGUGACUGCACAAGCCAAAGCGUCACGUGAUUUUUUCAAUCAAAGUGCACAUACACUGCAGAAACAGUUUCAUUUGACCCGACUGAGGCUCGUGACAUUGUCAGCUCUUGUGCUGACUGCCAUGGUUUCGCUGCGCCUUUGCCGGUGGGGGUGAACCCCAGAGGCUUAAAGGUUUUGCAGCUUUGGCAGACAGAUGUCACUCACAUUGCUGAAUUUGUGCACGUGUCUAUUGACACAUUUUCCUCCACUAUGUGGGCCUCUGCUCACACUGGGGAAAAGAGUCACGACAUGAUUGCCCAUUGGAGGAUGGCUUUUGCAGUCUUGGGGAUACCUUCUUCUGUGAAAACGGACAAUGGCCCUGCCUAUGUGUCGCAGAAGACACAGCAAUUCCUACACCUAUGGGGAGUGUCACACAAGCUUGGUAUCCCACACUCUCCGACGGGCCAGGCCAUUGUCGAACGCACUCAUGGUACCUUGAAGCAUGUUCUGGGCAGGCAGAAAAGGGGAAUGCCUGGAGAGACGCCACACAGUCGAUUGGAAAAAGUGUUAUAUACAAUCAACCAUUUGACAGUGCCACAGAAUUCAGAAAACCCUGUCAUUCUGAAUCACUUUCUUUCGUUGUGGUCCUCGGGUGAGGCGCACCUGCCUCGAGCAAAGGUCCAUAUACAGGAUCUACCCACCAACAGGUGGGAAGGCCCGUAUGACCUUAUCACUUGGGGUCGUGGGUAUGCAUGUGUCUCCACAGAUACCAGAGUGCAAUGGGUACCUGCGAAGUGUGUCCACCCUGACUUGCAACAUCAAAACCGGAACGUGGCCAACAGGCAACCUUUGAAUGAUGACCAAGAUGACAACCAAGAUGAUGGCCAAGAUGACAACCCUCAACCAGAUGGCCCUUCCACAAGUGGGGACUGAAUUUCAUCCUUUUUUUUGAAAAGGACUGUUUUUAGAAUUGAUAGUCUAUUUUAUAAGAGACAAUCACAAGACCCGAUCUCUCUGGCCAUUUCAAUUGGCAUCUGAUGGAGGGACCUCUGGAGCCGUGUUUGUUCUCCUUUCUGCAAGGGGUCCCACAGAGGACUACAGACACCGCCUCCAUCUUUAAACAAAAAAGGGGGACCUGUGGAUGCCAUGGGACAGAGAGAGAGAAAUGGCAAGCGUUUCUCACAGUGGCUUGUGAGAACUUUUAGGGAGUUGUAAGGAUGUGAUAACUUGUUAAGUAUAAACAAUCUGCAGGUGGUGUUUUUCUACUUCAUCUUUCUGUUCUUCUCAAGGACAGUGUGUGAGAAAGGUGUUUUUGUUAAGUAGCAAAUCAAAUAGAACGUAUCGCAUCACUCUAUAUAAACCGCACGGUUCUCUUGAAUAAAGCCUUCUUUUACUCUUUCUACAAUACUGCCUCUCGCCUGUUCCUGUGCCAUUCUCAGCGCAAGAGCGACAGGCAUUUUUCCAUAUCUGCCCCUGAAGCCCUCAAAUAAAGACCAGCCCUUAUAUUACCUCCUAUACUAAUACUGUCUCAAAAGUGUGUUGUUUUAUUUCUAGGUCUUUAAGGCAUCACUAACAAUAAACCUAAUGGUAGAAAAAAAAUAAUGAGCAGUGACUGUGGCCUAAAAAUGUAAUUUCAAGAAAAUGUUGCACAAAAAUGCUCAAAGUGUCUGUCCCUUAGAUGACACUGAUGAUAAUUUAAAUUCUGACAUUGCCACAUAGCAUUAGAAAUGUUAGUUAUUAAAAAGGGUUGUGCUCUUAUUAGAAAAAAUAUUCUAAUAAUUGUCACUCAGCUAUAAAGGAGUUCUGAGUCUAAUUUUUUUAUAUUUCCUAUUGGUUUCAAUCAAAACUCAAGCACAAAUGAUCCACAGUGGUAUUAAUGGGGAAAAAAACCCUAAAAGAUCUUUCUGGAUUCUCCCUAGUUGGCAGUUACAAAUUCAAAAUUAAAUAAAAAUGCUUUAUUUGAUACAAUAAUUCACGCAUUUAGGAAGUCUACUGUUUGCAUUAUACAAGGAGUUAGAUCCAAUGUUUGGGUUGUCUAUGUUAGUAGCAUAUACCAUAAAACCUCCUGUAACAAUACCAUGAUAAUUUAGUGGUCUUCGGUACCUUCAACACCAACAGUCAGGAACAGUAUUUACUGGACUCUUGAGUCCUGGCUGCUAGCCUAGUGAACCUUGCCUUAGGUCAAAAGACACUCUGAUACCAAGCAAUGAUGAUAGUCCAUUUAUUCAGAGGUGUGUGUAUACUGUGUGCAGUAUACAGAAACAAGAUGCUAUGGCAGUGCUUCAUUUCUGGAAUGUUGAGGAGCUGUAUUAAUAUCUUGCAAAGCUCUACUGACCAAAACACAAAUCACAUAGAUAGUGAUUUUCAACA
Passer domesticus (house sparrow) is the source of this 14372-nucleotide messenger RNA. RefSeq lists its product as uncharacterized. NCBI's taxonomy places the organism in Eukaryota, Metazoa, Chordata, Aves, Passeriformes, Passeridae. The transcript has 2 exons. The record is from RefSeq and is a predicted model, not a curated record. Bases 8412 to 9461 code for a protein of 349 amino acids.